Adineta ricciae is the source of this 576-nucleotide messenger RNA. Lineage: Eukaryota; Metazoa; Rotifera; Eurotatoria; Adinetida; Adinetidae. The record is from the annotation of a GenBank genome assembly.
AUGAGUUUUGUGUGGUUCAACGAACCGAAAAAGUGGUCAAGCAAUGCUUCGGCCAUCAACGUUCAUACUGAUCGAGAAACUGAUUUUUGGCGCAAGACACAUAAUGGUUGUGAACGCGACAAUGGUCAUUUCUAUUAUCGUUCACUUCCGGGCGAGCGAGACUUCACGGCAACUGUGAAUAUCCGAGGGAAAUAUCAUACACGCUAUGACCAAGGUGGUUUAAUGAUACGUAUUGAUGAAAAGAAUUGGAUUAAAUGCGGUGUUGAAUAUGUUGAUGGCAAACAGUUCGCCAGUGUUGUCACAACCGUCAACGGGUGGUCCGAUUGGAGCGUUGUUCCAAUAAACUCGCCGGAUGUUUUAAAACUAAGCGUCAAACGUGAAAAAGAAGCAAUCUAUAUUAAUUAUGCUGAAGGCGAACAAGGUGAAUUUAGGAUGAUGAGAUUAUCUUAUUUUCCGGAGAUUGAUAAAGAGCAGAACUUAUUGGUUGGCGUUAUGUGCGCAUCGCCAAGCAAAGAAACAGAAGGUUUUGAAAUCAUUUUCGAAGGAUUUAACAUUGUCGAAAAUGAUGCUAAAUGA